GGGGCCAAAGUACAAAGGGAGGAGGAAGAAGGGAACGGGGUCGGAGCUGUGGGGCCAGAGACACCAGGGCCAAGAAGAGACAGCUUCAGGUCAACGGGGAACUCUCCCUCCACAUUCUGGAUAAAGACCCACGGGAAUCCAGGCACUGCCCCUGGCAGGCCCCACCUUACACUUGGCUGGCGCCAGGGCCAGCCUCCUAGGACUACUCCGGGACCCAGGGACGCUCAGGCCCCUCCAAUGCAGCCAUGGUGAGACUCAGGAGGCCCCAGGGCCCCACCCCUCCAGCCUGACCACGCUGCUGUAGGUGCCGUGCUCUAGAAGCCCGAGAUGCGGGGGGCCGGGAGGCGACACUCCUGGCUCCCCAGAGAGGCGUGGGUCUGGGGCUGAGGGCCAGAGCCCGGAUGCCCAGGUUCUGGCACUAAGGCUUCACCGGCCAGCAGGGGUGGGGACCACGGGCACCCAGAGAAGACCGCCCGCACAUUCCAACGCGAGCUCUUGGCCAUGGAGCCCUUGAAGAACCUCUUCCUCAAGAGCCCUCUGGGAUCAUGGAACGGCAGUGGCAGUGGGGGAACAGGGGGAGGUGGUGGAGCCCGGCCAGAGGGGUCCCCAAAGGCGGCUGCUUAUGCCAACCCUGUGUGGACAGCCCUGUUUGACUAUGAGCCCAGUGGGCAGGAUGAGCUGGCCCUGAGGAAGGGUGACCGUGUCGAGGUGCUGUCUCGGGAUGCAGCCAUCUCAGGAGAUGAGGGCUGGUGGGCGGGCCAGGUGGGCGGCCAGGUGGGCAUCUUUCCAUCCAACUAUGUGUCUCGGGGUGGCGGCCCGCCCCCCUGCGAGGUGGCCAGCUUCCAGGAGCUGCGACUGGAAGAGGUGAUAGGCAUUGGUGGCUUCGGCAAGGUCUACCGUGGCAGCUGGAGAGGGGAGCUGGUGGCUGUGAAGGCAGCUCGCCAGGACCCUGAUGAGGACAUCAGUGUGACAGCUGAGAGUGUUCGCCAGGAAGCCCGGCUUUUCGCCAUGCUGGCACAUCCUAACAUCAUUGCCCUCAAAGCUGUGUGUUUGGAGGAGCCGAACCUAUGCUUGGUGAUGGAGUAUGCAGCUGGGGGGCCCCUCAGCCGUGCCCUGGCUGGGCGGCGCGUGCCCCCCCACGUGCUGGUCAACUGGGCCGUGCAGAUCGCCCGUGGGAUGCACUACCUGCACUGUGAGGCCCUGGUGCCUGUCAUCCACCGUGACCUCAAGUCCAACAACAUUCUGCUGCUGCACCCUAUUGAGGGUGAUGACAUGGAGCACAAAACCCUGAAGAUCACUGACUUUGGCCUGGCCAGAGAGUGGCACAAAACCACGCAGAUGAGCGCCGCGGGCACCUAUGCUUGGAUGGCUCCUGAAGUUAUCAAGGCUUCCACCUUCUCUAAGGGCAGCGACGUUUGGAGCUUUGGGGUGCUGCUGUGGGAAUUGCUGACUGGCGAGGUCCCCUACCGUGGUAUCGACUGUCUUGCUGUGGCCUACGGUGUGGCUGUUAACAAGCUCACACUACCCAUCCCAUCCACCUGCCCCGAGCCCUUCGCACAGCUCAUGGCCGACUGCUGGGCACAGGACCCCCACCGUAGGCCCGACUUCGCCUCCAUCCUGCAGCAGCUGGAGGCGCUAGAGGCGCAGGUCCUACGGGAAAUGCCGCGGGACUCCUUCCACUCCAUGCAAGAAGGCUGGAAACGCGAGAUCCAAGACCUCUUUGACGAGCUGCGGGCCAAGGAAAAGGAACUACUGAGCCGAGAGGAGGAGCUGACACGCGCGGCGCGCGAGCAGCGGUCACAGGCGGAGCAGCUGCGGCGGCGCGAGCACCUGCUGGCCCAGUGGGAACUGGAGGUGUUCGAGCGCGAGCUGACGCUGAUGCUGCAGCAGGUGGACCGCGAACGGCCGCACGUGCGCCGCCGCCGCGGCACCUUCAAGCGCAGCAAACUCCGGGCUCGCGACGGCGGCGAGCGCAUCAGUAUGCCCCUCGACUUCAAGCACCGCAUCACCGUGCAGGCCUCACCUGCCCUGGACCGGAGGAGAAACGUCUUCGAGGUUGGGGCUGGGGACUCUCCCACCUUCCCCCGGCUCCGAGCCAUCCAGUUGGAGCCUGCAGAGCCAGGCCAGGCAUGGGGCCGCCAGUCCCCUCGACAUCUGGAGGACUCAAGUAAUGGAGAACGUCGAGCAUGCUGGGCCUGGGGUCCCAGUUCUCCCAAGCCUGGGGAGGCCCAGAAUGGGAGGAGAAGGUCCCGCAUGGAUGAAGCCACCUGGUACCUGGACUCAAAUGACUCAUCCCCUGUAGGCUCUCCUUCCACACCCCCAACACUCAAUGGUAACCCCCCUCGGCCUACCCCAGAUCCUGAGGAGUCACGGAAGCCCGGACCCACAGAGCGGGGCAGCAGCUCUGGGACCCCCAAGCUGAUCCAGCGGGCGCUGCUGCGCGGCACUGCCCUGCUCGCCUCACUGGGCCUCGGCCGUGAUCUGCAGCCCCCGGGGGGUCUGGGCCGUGAACGUGGAGAGCCCCCACUAGCGCCCCCCACACCAGCACCAGCAAUGUGCCCUGCCACCACCGAGCCACCCCCCACCCCCCUCAUCCACCUCUCCCCCAAGAUGCCCAAUGCCCGUGACCCGCUCACGCCUGUGCCGCUGCUGCUGGACCUGGGCAUCCCUGCUGGCCAGCCGUCUGCCAAGAGCCCCCGGCGGGAGGAGACGCGCGGAGGCACCGUCUCACCCCCACCAGGAAUAUCACGCUCCGCUCCUGGCACCCCAGGCACCCCACGCUCACCACCUCUGGGCCUCAUCAGCCGACCUCGGCCCUCUCCUCUCCGCAGCCGCAUCGACCCCUGGAGCUUUGUGUCAGCUGGCCCACGGCCUUCACCUCUGCCCUCACCACAGCCUGCACCCAGACGGGCACCGUGGACCUUGUUCCCAGAUUCAGAUCCCUUCUGGGACUCCCCACCUCCCAACCCCUUCCAGGGAGGGCCCCAGGACUGCAGGGCGCAGACCAAAGACGUGGGUGCCCAGGCCCCGUGGGCACCAGAGGCCGGACCUUGAGUGGGCCAGGCCACUCCUCCAUGCUCCAGCUGCCUUAGAGGAGCCACAGCAUACACUGGAACAGGAGCCAGGCAGGCCUCUGUAGCUGCCUCUGUUUCCCCCAGGGACCCCCCGCCUCAGGGGGCGGUCAGGAACACUACACUGCACAGGAAGCCUUCACACUGGAUGGGGGCCCAUGCCCCUUACACACACCUGUGACCUGUAGGUCCCCUUGACUUACCUGCCCCGCUGGGGCCUGACACUGUACUCAGCUGGUUGAGAGGACCAGAGCCUGUCUCAGGGAAUCGCCCCCAGGGGUGGUGCAGGGAGGAAGGGAGGUGCAGGGGAGAGGGGCCGGCCUCAGCUGUCACCAGCACUUUUGACCAUGUCCUGCUACUGUGGCCCCUACCCCAGGGCUUAGUGCCUGGACCCCCCACCGCCCUUGGGGUCAUGGGAGCCAGGGCUCUCUGGGUACCUUCCUGCUGUCCCAGCCAAGGUUGGGCCUUGGUGUUGGGAUCCAAUGAAGCCAAAUAAACUUGUAAACUGUCUCCCCAAA
Messenger RNA from Chinchilla lanigera (long-tailed chinchilla), 3589 nucleotides. It is a transcript of the gene Map3k11, whose product is annotated as mitogen-activated protein kinase kinase kinase 11. Lineage: Eukaryota; Metazoa; Chordata; Mammalia; Rodentia; Chinchillidae. The coding region runs from base 502 to 3054 and encodes 850 amino acids. The transcript is spliced from 10 exons. The record is from RefSeq and is a predicted model, not a curated record. Gene Ontology annotation, cellular component: centrosome. Gene Ontology annotation, biological process: positive regulation of apoptotic process; microtubule-based process; protein phosphorylation. Gene Ontology annotation, molecular function: protein binding; JUN kinase kinase kinase activity; ATP binding.